Mus musculus (house mouse) is the source of this 13455-nucleotide messenger RNA. It is a transcript of the gene Cwc27, whose product is annotated as CWC27 spliceosome-associated protein. The transcript has 11 exons. The record is from RefSeq and is a predicted model, not a curated record. NCBI's taxonomy places the organism in Eukaryota, Metazoa, Chordata, Mammalia, Rodentia, Muridae. The coding region runs from base 414 to 1385 and encodes 323 amino acids. Gene Ontology annotation, cellular component: nucleus; spliceosomal complex; U12-type catalytic step 2 spliceosome. Gene Ontology annotation, molecular function: peptidyl-prolyl cis-trans isomerase activity. Gene Ontology annotation, biological process: protein folding.
CGGUCGGAACCAUUUCGGCCCGCUUCGGGAGGUGAGUGCUAUCUGCAAUCGCCUGACCUGGACGCAGCCCCGGGAUUUACGGAUUGGCCCUUUAGCUCGUAUUAUAAACCUCGCUACAAAUUCUCUAAAGUUGUAGAGGUCCUAUAGUCUUUUCUAGUUUCCUGAAGGACAGGGAAGUCCCCCCUCCCGGGGUUAGCGGUGCUCCGGUCCGGGAGCAACAUGGCGGCGUCCAUGAUGGGCUAGUUUGGGGAGUAACUAGUGAUUAGUACGGCUGUCUUGUCCGACUCUGACCGAGUGAAGUUUUCCCCCAAAUACUCAGGUUAAAGAAUUGUGUGCUAACAGGUGGGCCUCGCCGGAGACCCGCCAUUCGCUUGCGGCCACACUAAGGAGCGGAGUCCUGAGCACUGAGCAAGAUGAGUAACAUCUACAUCCAGGAGCCGCCCACUAAUGGGAAGGUUUUACUGAAAACUACGGCUGGAGAUAUUGACAUAGAGUUGUGGUCAAAAGAAGCUCCUAAAGCAUGCAGAAAUUUCAUUCAGCUUUGUUUGGAAGCCUACUAUGACAACACCAUUUUUCAUAGAGUUGUACCUGGCUUUAUAGUCCAAGGUGGAGAUCCCACAGGCACUGGGACUGGUGGAGAAUCUAUCUAUGGAGCCCCAUUCAAGGAUGAAUUUCACUCACGGUUGCGUUUUAAUAGGAGAGGACUGGUUGCCAUGGCAAAUGCUGGUCCACAUGAUAAUGGCAGCCAGUUUUUCUUUACUCUGGGCCGAGCAGAUGAACUUAACAAUAAGCACACCAUCUUUGGAAAGGUUACAGGAGAUACAGUGUACAACAUGCUACGCCUGACAGAAGUAGAUAUUGAUGAUGAAGAAAGACCCCGAAAUCCACAUAGAAUCAAGAGUUGUGAGGUUUUGUUUAAUCCUUUUGAUGACAUCACUCCAAGAGAAAUUAAAAAGCCCAAGAAUGAGAAGCCAGAAGAAGAAGUCAAGAAAUUGAAACCCAAAGGCACAAAAAAUUUUAGUUUACUUUCUUUUGGAGAAGAAGCUGAGGAGGAGGAGGAAGAGGUGAACCGAGUCAGUCAGAGCAUGAAGGGGAGAAGUAAGAGCAGCCAUGACCUGCUCAAGGACGACCCGCAUCUAAGCUCUGUCCCAGCAGUGGAAAGUGAAAAAGAUGAUGCAACAGGAGAUUUAGAAGAUCUUUUACAGGAUGGUGAGGAUGACAGUGCAGAGCGUGACGAAUACAUGGAAGAUGAUGAGAAGAACUUGAUGAGAGAAAGAAUUGCAAAACGGUUAAAGAAAGAUGCAAGUGCCAGUGUGAAGUCAGCCGGAGACGGGGAGAAGAAGCCGGCAAGCCGAAGAGUCUACGUUACCUCCCCAAAAGCUUAGUCAGCACACAACAUCAUACUGGGGUGUGGACAUGCAGCAUCGCACAGUGGAAGGCCACUCACACUUGGUGAGGAGAGAGAAGACUGAUGGACAUUUGUCAUUGUCUGAGCAUGGGAGGUGGUGGCUGCCUUAACAGGUUCUGUCACUCCUAAAGGGAGCCUUCCAUAAGGGUGAAGUGUGAAUCCAGAGCACGUCCCUUCUGUCACUGGAAACUUAGUGCGUUACAAGUUUACUUUUGACACAUUGUAACAUACAUUAAAUUCUAAACUAUUAUGUUUAUGAGUACUUUGUACAUUCGCAGUAUUAGGGGAAAACCCCUUUUUUAAAAGUACUUGUAAGCCUGCUAAGGAAAGUGAAUUUAGGACAAUUAAUUCUCUAAAAGUGGUUAUAGAUUUUAGUAAGGAUGUCACAUGGUAGAAGGAAAAAACUGAUGCCCGUAAGUUGUCUUCUGACUUCUGUAUUUUAGAGGUCCUUUUAAAUAAGUACAUUUUAAAUAGAUAUGUUUAUUUUUAAGUUUCGAGUGAAUAUAAACAUUGUGGAUAUUAAUUGAUUUUUGUCUUUUAAGUAAAGUAAUUGGUAAAUAUUCUUAGAAAAUAUGAAGCAAACAUUUAUUUCUAACCACUUCUGUAUUCACUCAAAGGUUUAUUGUCCAUAUCCUUCACUCCUCUCUCAGAAGAGGGUCUAUGACUAAAUAAGCUAACCAGAAUUUUAUAGGCUCAUAGAAAGCAUAAACUCUCAUUUCUUCUCAUGUGUACCCACGGCUGGAUAAAAGUUUAAAAUGUCUAUUUCCUCUCCUGUCAACCCACGGCUGUGGAUUAUCUCUGGAAAUUUAGCCUAAAGCUUAAUGUAAUGAGUUGUGUUCACCUGUAGGUGGCACUCAGAGGCUACAAUUUAGUCAUGCUUCCUAUUUCUAGCAUCUGUGUACUGAUUCAAAAUAAACACUAAUGUCAGAUGGAACAAGUAGACUAGUCAAAUAUCAUUUGUUAUGAUGGUUGCAGUCACUAGGAAAUUACUGCCUUUUAUUGUGUAAUUUCUGCUAUGCAGUAAUAGUACCAAGUAGUAAGACACAAAUAUUAAAGUUGAGGAAUUAAACUUUAAAUUAUGGAAAAUAUAAACAUAUUAACAUAAAGUCAAAAGUGAUACCUUCAUAACUCCUGAAGGUUGGAUAGAAAAUAAGCUGUCACUAAAUUCAGUCCCUUUCAUAUUCCUUGGUUGAGUUUAUAAUGUUUGACUAGGAUGUCUCAUAGAAAUUUGAAUUAUUUCCCCUGUAGGAAUUCUAGACCUCUCACAAAAACAUUCUAAGUCUCAGACUUACAGAUUGUGUGAGUCUUAUCAUAUAUGUUCUACUUUUGAUUGAUAAUCACACGUAGGAAGUGUAAGUUUUACAUGGUACAUAAAUUUUGUUUUAUUAGCAAUUUUUUAAAAAGUAGCCUGGUAAUUACAUUUCAAAAAAAAUAAAGAUAACACAUUUUUAAAAUGACAGUAUAAUUUGUUUUUGUUUUUGUUUUUGUUUUUGUUUUGUUUUGUUUUGUUUUGUUUUGAGACAGGGUUUCUCUGUGUAGCCCUGGCUGUCCUGGAGCUCACUUUGUAGACCGGGCUUGCCUCGAACUCAGAAAUCCACCUGCCUCUGCUUCCCGAGUGCUGGGAUUAAAGGCUUGCGUCACCACCGCCCAGCUGACAGUAUAAUUUUUAAAGCAUAGUAAAAUUUAAAAAUUUAAAAGCUCAACUCACAUGUGCAGUUUGGCCCCCAAAGUGUGGCCUCCAAAUGUCUCCCCCAUGUCAUCAAGACCUUAGAGGCCGAGAUGGAGCUGAGCAGUCGGAGGUGCUGCCUCCUUUACACCGGUGCUGUGGACUGAAGCAGGCAGUAAAAAGAGGGAAAGAGACAAAUGCAUAGCUUAAAUUCUCAAUAAUUAGUCUACAUAUAAGACUUGCAAUUAUUUCUUUGGUCUGAAGUAAUAGAGGUCUAAAUGUGUUUCCAGCAAACAUUUUAGUUGGACAGAAGAUAAUAAGGUCUAACUCAGUCCUGCUUUUAAUACUAUCUGCAUGCUUUUACUUGAACUCGAUGCUGGGUUUUUAUGUGUAUUUCAUAAGUAGCCAUUCUAUUCUUAACUUUAAUUUCAAAUAUUUGUUCCUCUUACCUCUAGCCACUAUGUAAGAGCUAUUAUGAAACAUAAAGAUACAGGAGAAGUGCUUUCUAUCUGCAGAUGUCUAAUUGGUGUUGUUUGGAUGCAUCGCCAAAGUGCAGCAGUAUUGAGAGAUGGGUUCUUAAAGGAGUGAUUGUUAGGGCUUGAGGACCUUGGUGCGAUUACUCAAGGGUGGGUUAGGUAUCUUGGCAGUGGAUACGGAUAAAAGAGUUUGCCUGCCUGGUCCUCCCUCACACACUCAUGCACAUACAUCAAGCAAGAAGCUCUUGCGUCUUCUGUCAGUCACCUGACACACACGAAAGGCCCUCACCAGCUACAUGCUGCUUCACCUUGGACUUCUCACACUUAAGAACUGACUGUCCAGCUUCAAAUAUUCUGUUCUUAGCAAACACAAAUUGUGAAAGAUUAAGAAUUGUAGAAAGUAAAUAUGACGCAUUCACAUGUGUGCGAAGUGUCAUAGGCAGUAAGUGAUGUGUAUUUUACACAAAAAAAUCAAAUAUCAACUUAGGAAAAGCAAAAGAGGGCCAGAGGUGUGGUCCAUGCCUGCAGCCCUGCAUUCAAGAGGGCGAGGUUGGAAACUUAUGAGUUUGAGGUAGCCUGGGCUACAUAGUGACAAAUACUAUGGUUUUAUACAUGUCAUCUUCAUUCUAGUAAGAUGAGGCAUCUUCUGGAGCCACUAUUUAAACACUAGCACUUGUGCAUCAAGCUCAGCUCUUCAGAUUAAUGCUGCUGGUCUCCCCAAGCUGACUAGAUGGGUUGUUUUACUGUCUUUAUCUGUUAUGGUGAAAAUUCUGGCAUAGUAUUGGUUGUAAUGUAAACCAUAUCAUACUUUAAUAUUUCUGGCAAGUUUCCUUUUAUUCUGUUUGGGUCUUUAUUGCAAGAAUUUUGGAUAUUCCCAAUAAAACUGUUCCUUGAGCUGUUUGAAAUAAUAUACUACUUUAAAAAGUGCCAGGUCAGUUCACUGAGAACUGGUUAGUCCAUGCAAGGGGUCACCUUCAAACCACACUCUACGCCUUAUACCGAACCCAAGCAAAUGCUGCAGAAAUGUGACAACUCUACUGUCUUUACCAUUACUUUCCAUAUGACAGACAGGAAGCUGUGAAAUGCACAUUGUGGGAAGAGUGUCCUGUCAAAACAGACAAGAGGCAUUUGCAUGUCUUUAGAGUAUGUUUAUUCAUAUUACCCAUGAGAGUUGCAGUCUAUUGAUCUUGUACCAUCUGUUGUUUAUGGGGAAUAGACUUGCAUAUCUGAAAUGUAUUAUUGAAAUUUUACGGGAAAGCAUUCUUUAAGUCAUUCAGCAUUUGAUGACGUAUUCUAUCCAGGAAUAUGUGUUUCCACUGAAGAAGAUUCAAACACUGGUUGCUUUCUUGUCAUCCCUAACUGCUCAUUGUGAACCCACCUGUUGAUUAAACAUGCAAGUGCAUUUAAAGUUUAAAGGAGGAUGAGAAGGGCCACCAGCAAGUCAAAUGUCUUUGUUUUGUACUAAGCUUGUCACAUUGUACAAGGGCCUGAGGGAAAUGAUACCUUGUGAUUCUGUCUAGGCCUGUCUUCUCUCCAUCAACACCUAACUCUUGAGACCUUUACCACCCUUCAGGUAUCUCUUGGAUUUUGCAUGUUCAUUGAGGAUAUUUGUAGUUUCUGUAGCCAAUGAGUUGUUUUGGUUUCCCACACUUAUUGUGCCUUUCCAGUAUGGCUAGGCACUUUGCCAAGUAUUUUUUCUCCACAAUAAACCUACAAGGUAUAUACAAAGAUACAAGAUAUACUUUGUAGUAUUUUCCUUGUUUUUACAAAUGAAACAAAGAAUCCCAGAACACUGAGUUCUAGAAGGUAAAGUGCCUUGACUUUUGUCUAUGGCGAUCUAGCAGCAAAGCCAGGGCCCAGGCUGUAAUGACCUGUUCCACCUCUCCAGAGCCUAGAGAGUAGGACUCAGUCAGUGUGUCCAGCUAAAGAUGCCUGGCAUGGCAUUUUCUUUCUAGUAGAGAGCAUCAGGUUCAGUCAAAAGUCCAUUUCUAGAAAUAAGAUGGAGAAAUGAUUGAGGACAUUGAGACAUUAACCUCUGGCCACCUACACAGGCCAACACACUCAAAUACAACACAGGCAUACACACACACACACACACACACACACACAAACACACACAAAUGCAUGUAACGUGAGGAGGGUGGAGGGAGACAUGGAAAUGAAUAAAUAAUUUAGAUAAUCUCCUCAGAUAAAUAAAUAUUUGUAUGCAUAAAUAUAUACACAGAGAAAUUUUUCAGUAGCUUAAAACAAACAGCUAUCUUGCUCUGGGUCAGCUCCAUAUUGGCUUUAUCUAGGACCUGGAAUGCAGCUUCCUAAGAGCUAACUUAACAUGGCAGAGGAGAGCGAUGAUAGACUCAUCUAGACUGCAAGGUUUCUGCCUUGAGGUGGCCAUCUCGUCCCAUAUAUUACUUGAUCAUCUCAGUGGCUAGAACAGGAGCUGUAGUUAAGCUUGGUGGCCUCUGAGUGAAGCUUAGAAGUUUGACGGCAGGAAUAGGAAUGACUGGAAUAGCAAUGGAAUCUACCACAGUCUGCGUUGAUGGGAAUUGCCAGGGACACUGUGAUUAUGUAAUACAUUUCAUCAUCAUCUUUCUGCCUUCCACCUUUGUCUUACUCUAGAGCAAGGAGACAUAACAAAAGACUGUAUAGUCGUCAUUAGCAAAAUCUGGAAAGGGAUAUGAAUUUCUAGUUACAGAAGACUUUCCAAAGCCAGUGGUUCUACACUUCACUUUCUUCUCAGUCUUUAUGUAGGAGGAAGGGAAGGUAACACUGGAUGUCUCCCAUAGCUCUCAAAAGUGCUGGAGAAACCACAGAACAUUAAAUGAUAACUUCCUCAUGAGAUAUCUUUAGGAUCAUUUCCUUGUAAGGAAAUGAGUUCAGACAAAGGAGUUCUAUAUGAAGGAACAGGGUUCUUACACAGAAUCCUGAUGAAAAUAUUGCUAUAGCUCUUCAUGAAAAGCAGGGGCAGAAAGUCUAUCUUCUCUUCCUCUGUAGCGCUAGACCCUGUUGUUCUCUGUUAGUUUUGUUCUCUUAUGUAAAUCUAUUUCUCCAUAGGACAGUAGUUGGGCCCCCUAUUGUACAUCAGCUCUUCAGAGAAAAACUGUCUUUAUUUUUGUCCCAAAUAUGAUCACCUAGGUGACAGAAUCUUAUUGGCCAGGCUUUGGUCUGAUGUUCACUUAUGAUGGCAUUGAUACUAGAGAAGGAGGUAGGUUCCAUGCGAUUUGUGGUAUAUCCAAGUCAGCUAGCCCAUUAUCUGUCCUCCCCUUUACUUAGUAUAAGGUUUCCAGUGUUAAGCUGAACUCAUAUAAAAGACAGUUACCAUUCUCCUUUGUAGCUGCGAGUGGCUAUAUAACCAUAUUCUGAUUAGUGAGGUAAGGGAGAAGUAUGUCAGACUGUGGAACAAUUUAACAAUGAAUUUUACUAGGCCAGGAGUAGACUAAUAUUUAGUAGUGGUAGUGGUUGUGGUAGUAGUCUUAGCCGUAGUCGUAGUAAUAGUAAUGUUUUACUAGGCUUCGUGGUUAAGAGCACUUGCUGUUCUUGCAGAGGACCUGUGUUUGCUUCCCAGCACCCACAUGGCAGCUCAUAUCCAUCUGUAACCCCACUUCCAGAGGAUCUAAUGCCAUCUUUUGAUUUCAGCUAGGCACUCAUAUGGUACACAUGUGUACAUAGAAGCAAACACUUAUAUACAUAAAAUAAAAAAUUUUAUAUACAUAAAAUAAAAAAUAAUUUCUUUUUAAAAUCAUUUUAUUAAUUCUUUGAGAAUUUUUAUAUGUAUGUAUACAGUAUAUUUUGAUCAUAUACAGCCCCUAUUUCUACACUCAAAUGCCCUCUAGACUCCACCUUCCAUGCCCACACCUCAUCUCUGCCAACGUAACAGCUUCCAAGUUAAUGUUUUCUCUCUCUCUUUUUUUUUUUUUACAUCCCACUGAGUCUAGUUUAGUGCUGCUCAGGUAUAUACAUGGGUAUGGGCCUGUCUACUGGCGUAUGAGCAAUCUACCAGUGGCCACAUCCUCCAAGAAAAAUUGCCUUCUUCCUCCCAGAAGCCAUGAAAUGCAAAUAGCGGGGCCUUAUGAACCCCUUCUUAUCCAUACUGGAAUUUUGACUGGCUUGAUCUUAUGCAGGUGGACACAGCUGGUGAUAGACAACCUUGCCAUGUCCAGAAGACAGCAUCUCAUAGCACUCUUACAUUCUUUUUUGUUUCAUGAUACAAAUGAUAAAUUAUAUUUAUACAUAAGUAAGUAAGUAUCAAUAGUUAACACAAAUCCAAAACUAACCACCAACCUUGGGACUGAGAAACAUCUGGACAACUCCCUUCAGCAUGUUCAUCAAGAAAACAUGGCAGCACUUGUGCAACACACAUGGCAGUGGUUAGUGGCCUUAUGAUCAAGGUAGCAGGUAAUGGAUGUGCUAUGGAUGGCCUGUGGAAGGAAGGAGCCUAGUGGCCAUUGGGGUGAGGCUUCAGUUAGAACUCUUGUCUUCUACAGCAGAAUCACUCAUCCAACUCUUGCAUUCUUUCUGCUUUCUCUUCCACAAUGUUUCUUGAGCUUGGGGAGUGGAUUGACAUGAAUAUUCCAUAUGGGGCUGAGUAUUCAGUGUUUUAUUCUUGGAACUUUGAUCAGUUACAAUUUUCUAUGUUAACCUCUGCUGACUGUAUAAAGACCUUUAUCUAGACCAAGUUUCAGAGCAGCAUAUAUUUACAGGCAGAUAAACAGAAUAAUUAAAAGUCAGUUUGACAACAUGAACAUUUUUACCAAAAUAACAAUAGGUUCCUGCGCAAUGUCUAUGAUUUCACCAGCCAUGGAUUUUUGACCAUGAUUGUAAUACCAGUUAGAAAUUUUCUCAUUUGUAAUGGGCUUCAAAUCCUAUCAAAGGCCAUUAGUUACCCCUACAACAGUCAUGUCAGUAUUGCCCUGGCAGGCACAUCUUGCCUGGCAAAUCACUGCUGUAGCAUGAAGGAUCCAGACCAUUGAUGCCUUUUCUCCCUGGGGGCCUGCAUAGCACUUUCUGGCACUAUGAAAGCUAGCCAGUAAGGAGAAAGUUUCUCAGUUCAAGAUUAAUUGCUUUAUAUUGUGCUACUAAAAUGUAUGAUGUCUUCAGCAGUAGGCUCUUAGCAUGUUGUUAUGAAUAGGCAACCAAAAGCAAUGAUAGUAGUUCAUGUUGUUGUAGAGACCUGUGGGGCCUUUUUGACUAAUAACUUGAAGGGAACUAAUUCAUGCCUGGCACUGAGUUUUUUCAUUUAAUAACCCUUGUCUUCUAGGAACACCAUUGUCCAUACGUGAAAGUUACUUCCAUUCAAGCUCUUUUUUUAUUUUUUAAGUAGAUUUUGCCAUUAGCUUUCAAAGUAGUGGGGCUUCGUAAGAAUUAUUAAUAUAUCCUUAGUUUUUGCCACAUCGUAUCUCAGCCCUCCUCCGCCCCACCCCUAUCUUUACAUAAACGUUUAGCCUGCCACACUUGUUUCAUGUCCCAUGUGUUCUAAGGUUCCCUCUGAUUACAUUUUUCAUUGAGUUGCAGUGUGUUUCUAUAAGACCUUUUCAUCGACCUUGAACAGUUUUUAUGUUUUGUUUUUAAAAAAGAAAGAAGAUGCUUUCUUUUUGAUCCCUUCUUCUUUGAGCUGGUCUGGUAUACUGAUUUGUUGACUGGAGAAAGGACCUGGACUCUUAAGAUAUUAGGAACUAUAGUUCCAACUUGAAUUUCCCACCUAUGAACUUUUUUGACAUGAGCUAAAAUAUUGGAUUAUAUCAACCAUAUUACUUAGGGUUUCUGUUCCAUGAAGCAGAAACUCAUAGGAUGUGAUACAGUAAGACUGCUUCCUUACUAUGGUAAGGAAGAUCCUCCAGGGUGGGAAUGGGGGCCAGGAGGAGAUGGUACUUGCUUCUUAUUGGUGAAUAACUGCUUCAUUAUUUCUGAUAGCUGCCUUAGUUGAUGUUCUUAAUUUAUGUGCAAACUCAUAGUGAACUUUUUACCAUGUGAUCACACACUCUGAAAGUUGUAUAAGUGCUGAGAACAAAGAGCAGAGACAGGCCUUCCUCCCCUUUUCUUCCCUAGACUUCAACUUAGAGCCAUGUGAAGGCUACAGAGGCUUCUUUACCUAGUCUCCCACUGUUUUACUAUGAGGUGCUAAACUGGUGACUGCAGCUUCUCACCUCAGAGCAACCCAGGCAGGCAGAUCAGCUGAGGAAGCAAAGUACCUUACACUUAGGAUGGGUAGCUAAUGGUGUAUGGCCUAGUUUCUGAAUGGAGACAAAAUGGGAUAAAAAGGAUCCUUCAUAAUAAUGACCAGCUCUGAAGAAAACCUUCAUAGAAUUCUCUAGUGUGAUCUCAUCAUUUGCUCUCUUUGAUGUGUUAGAAUUACUGUUCUUCCAAAACCCUGGCUACCACUACUUGGAUGAAAGUAAACUUCUGCCUCAGUCCUUUCAUUGUAUGUGUUCAAGUAUGUUGCUAUAAAAGCUAUUUACCAUUACAUGUACCUAUGUAAGGCUUAAACCUUAAGUAAGAUUUUGAAGCAUAUUAGUGGGUUCCCAGAUUUUUAAAGGUUAAUUUUGUAUAUGAUUUUUUUCUACUUGAUAUUUCUUAAAGCUCUGUAAUUCAUUUUCCUGUUUUAACUUCCUGUCUGUGUAGUUAACUUUAAAAUAUGUAGUAUUAACUUAGCUGCUUUUCAUGAAUUAUCUUGUCCAAACAAUCUCAAGAUGUAAUUGACAGGCUUCUGUUCUGACUGAAAAGUUCUUUUUUCCUGACUGAAGGCGACCAUUAACUUGUUUAAAAUUUUCUUUUUGUGUUUUUCUAUUUGCUUUAGAAAUUCAUUAGGUUAAUAAUAUAUAUGUAUUCAACAGAUGAUAGGAAGUUAGACUUAUUUUUUGCUGUGCGUUUGUUUUUCUUGGUUCUGUAAACAGUAAGCAAUUUUCCUAAUUUUGAACAUUAUGCUAUAUCUCCCCAUUUCCUUUCUUCACGUUGUGUUCAGUUUUUAGUUCUAUUAAUCAUUACAAAUUAUUACAAGUUUUCCAGAUAUGCUUAUUUGUUCAAAGUAUUUACAGUUACCUGAAAUAUCUUAUAAACCAGCUUUGUGCAAGGCUUCAGCAUGUUUAGUCACAUACUGUGUUGGCCUGACACAAGGCUGGAGUGUUAGAAGUCCUUUUAUUUUUUUAUCCUGUUAGAGUUUGGUCUGGCUUAGUUUUAAGUGAAGUUUGUAUGUACUUGCCUUCUUACCUACAGAAAUGUCAGUAGCAGAUCUGUGAAAGUAUAUUUACUGUGAUGUAUGGUGGGGCUUCCAUCUCCUUCGUACUAGAGAAUGGCCUAGGAUUUGAAGACUAAGAAAACAUUUUAUGCAUCAGCCUUACUUACUUGGUCUUAUCUUCAUUGUUAUAUUCAUAGGUAGAGUUUAUUAAUGUUCCAGUGAAGUUUUAAAAGUAAUGUUGUUUCUUUCCUUUCUUUCUUUCCUUUUUUGUUUGGUUGUUUGCCUGUGCUAUAUAUUAUGAUAAGACUUUUGGAAUAAAAUAUGCUUCCAUUUUACCAGAUGGAUAAAGGUCUUUACUCAGUGUUUUCAGUAGCUAAUUAGUAAUGAAACUAUGCUUGUUGUUUAACUAUUCUGAAUUAUUGGAAGCAUGGGUGAAUAUGGUAAAUAAUGUUAAAAGCAGCGUGGGAUGCUGAUUAUUCAGUCUUUUCUAGUAGUGUAACUCAGGGGUUGAUAGAAGACACUGGCCUCCUGAAGAGACCAAGAGAAAAUGCCCCUCUUUUGCCUCCUUAGUUUUAUUUCUAUGGUGUACCAGUUGACUAUAACAGUUAUCAGUGGGGCCAAAGAACAAAACAUCCACUAAAGGACAUGAGCCUGCACAAGUAUAACACAGCCUAAGGGUAGCUAAGCUGUUCAGCAUGUACAUAUGGCUGUAAUAGGAAAUGAUAUUUAAAUAACAUAAAUUCACGGGAUGCAGGUCAUUCCAAAUCUCUUGCUAAACUACUUCUAAGUUAGGAGUACUGGCACCUGCAUAUACUAGCUGCUCUUGAGGCCAAGGCAUGAGUAUCCCAAGUCCAGCCUGUCUGGGCUGCAGAGUGGUUUCAUGGCCAACCUGGGGCCACCAGUGAAAUCUUGUCCCCAAAAGAGUUUUUUGAAUGGGCUGAGGAUGUAGCUCCAUGAGAGAACACUUAUAUUGUGCCCUGGAUUCCAUCUGCACACUGCAAAAGGAAUAAAACUCAUUAAUCUAAGGGUCCUUUUGUAACGGUGGAAGAUUUUUUCAGAAACAGUGUUUAAAAAAACAGUUUUUUUUUUUUAAAUAAAAGCAACAUAGAGGGCAUAUUUGCAUUUGAAAAAUUGUCUGCUUUUUUCAAAACAAAAGUUUUAACUAAUAUUCUAGGAUGUUGGAUAAUUUAUAACGUGUAGAUCUUUACUGAAAUUGCUGUAGAUUAGUGUAAGUACUGAAGACUUGACUUGUCCUUUUGUAACGGUGGAAGAUUUCUAUUUUCCUGACAGUGGUUUCUGGGCCUCCACAUAGCACUUCCUGCUCAAUGGCAAUCCAUCUGAUUUUCACCAUGCUUUACUGAUUGCGGCAUUUCCAUCUGGUUAGAGAUAGGAUUCUUUUGUAUAUUAUUACACCUGAACUAGAGGAGCUUAACUACCAUGUUAUAUUUCACCUGGAUAUAGUUUACCAGGUGGGAUGUUGGAAUUGGGUAUGCAGGAUGCAGAUAAUAAGUGCAUAGGGGAGAAUUUGAUACCGUGAUAACUGAAGAACUUUGUGUACAUGAAUACACGUGUCUUCAGUAGAAAGUGUUAGAGAAGUAUAGUAGUGCAGGUCAUGAUGGGCCUGCCUUCAAUUCUAUGCUUGGAACCUGAGCUCCGUCCAUUAGAUGGCAGAGAACUUCAAGAUUAAAUUGAAAAUUGACACAAUUAAGUUUGUUUUUUAGAAAGAUCCCUUGUAAUAGGAGGGAGCUGAGAGGCUAAGGUGACAUGUAUGUCAUGUCAUGUUCAUUCAUCAUGUUUGAUGAAAACCUGUGCUAAGGCAGCACCUUGUUGCCAUGUACUUUACAUUUAAUAUGCUCCCCUCCCCCCACCCACUGUCAUGUGGUAGAUACAAAGAUACUACCCUCGCCCACAAAAAAGUGCCCAGCUGAACCUAAGAGAUAGCCAUCUAAGCACAGUGAACUCUGGGUGAAACAGGACUUCAGAACCCAGUAGCUUCAUGUGGGAGGGUGAGAUUAAUUUUAAUUUUAUAGAUCAGGAAGUCUGCAUGAUUAAUCCUGGUCCUUGAAGAAGAUGUAAGGUUUGAAUAAAAGGAAGUGGGUGGGAAAGGAAAUUUUUUAACAGAGGAAACCAAGAAAAGUACAGAGUGUUCUUGAGGAAUAAUCUGUUGUGACUAACAGAGUGGAUGCAGUUGGAAAUGAAGCUGGCAAGAUAGACUGGGACUAGGUCACAGGGGGAAUUUUAGGGUAGUCAAGUAGAAAUAUAACCUACUUAACUUCAUUUCUAUAUUCAUCAAUGUUAGUAGAAGAAAUGUAGAUCAAACUUCUUCAAAUUGAAUAAAUAAAUUUGAAACAUUCAAAGUUGGAAGAAUAUUGGAUUUUUGAGUAGGAGUAAUAUAAAUAGAAAAGUUUGAUUAAAAUUACUAUGUUAUGCUACUUUUUAUUUCUAUAAUUUGAAACUCAGUAACAGAGCACAUUAGUGAAUGGGGUAGUGUGGCCUCAAGGACAAGUAUAAAUCUAAUGACUAGAUGACUAGAUGAUUUCUUUCUAGUUCUAUCUUAAAUAUCAGUUGAAUGGUGAGAUAUUCAGUUUAGGAGCAACUGUGAUCCUGUGAAGAUCCCAGGGUUGUUAACUGUAAAUAAGAUCAGAGUAAAUCAGUAUUUUUUUAGAUUAUGUCUUUAUCUUUAGGUAAGAUUAGUUUCUUCUCUUCUUGCCUCAGUAGGGUUUUAGUUUUAGUCAAA